This is a messenger RNA of Penicillium cataractarum, 1851 nucleotides long. RefSeq names its product pseudouridine synthase DEG1. NCBI's taxonomy places the organism in Eukaryota, Fungi, Ascomycota, Eurotiomycetes, Eurotiales, Aspergillaceae. Gene Ontology annotation, molecular function: pseudouridine synthase activity; RNA binding. Gene Ontology annotation, cellular component: nucleus; cytoplasm. Bases 1 to 1851 code for a protein of 616 amino acids. The record is from RefSeq and is a predicted model, not a curated record. The transcript has a single exon. Gene Ontology annotation, biological process: tRNA pseudouridine synthesis; mRNA pseudouridine synthesis.
AUGGCGGGCACCAACGAUGAGGGGAGCCCCGACUACAGCACCUGGAGUAAUUCCAGCCUGAUUGAGCGCAUCACCGAACUCGAGCGCCAACUGCACUCGCAGACUACGCAGUACACGGCACCGACUCCCGCAGUCGGUGAUGCGAUACCCCGCGCACCGAUUGCCACGGAUGUCAGCGAACCUGCGAUCCCUCUUGCCGACGCAUAUGCCAGCUCCUCGAAAAAGAAGAAGCGUAUGCACUCUCCGGAUGGCGAUAUUUGUCAUACACCUGGGCGGUCGCGUCCUCACAAGGACGAGCGUGGGUUUGAUCCGUCGAAGUAUCAGACACGGUUCAUUGCGCUCAAGUUCGCCUACUUGGGUCAACGGUACAAUGGCUUGGAACAUACAAAUGGGAACACUACGCCUCUGCCUACAAUCGAGGAGACUCUGUGGAAGGCGCUGCGCCGGACACGAUUGAUUCUUCCGCAGACCUCUUCUCCAGAGGACGAGCCCGAUGAUGCUCACCCAAGGGAGCAGCGGCCCUACUCUAUCCAUUGGGAUGGGUGUGAUUACUCUAAGGCUGGAAGAACUGAUCGAGGUGUGAGUGCUUUUGGCCAGGUCGUUGGUCUUAGAGUUCGUUCUGCGAGGCCGCAGCCCAAGUCCAAGGCUUCAACCGAGCAGGAGGGUCUACAAGAGGUCGAUGCGAUGCAGGUCGAAGAGCCAGCUGCAGAUGCGGACUGGGAUGAUAUCGCGGAUGAAAUUGCCUAUAUACAGGUUCUGAACAGGGUGCUCCCAGAGGAUAUCCGUGUUCUUGCUUGGUGCCCUCACCCUCCGGAGGGAUUCGAUGCCCGUUUCUCCUGCCGUGAGCGCCGCUACCGGUACUUCUUCACCCAGCCAGCUUUCUCCCCCACGCCUGGCGCGUUUGGCUUUGAGAACCGUGCCGGAACUGGUCAAGGCGAGCGCACCAAGUACCGCGAGGGCUGGCUAAAUAUUGAUGCCAUGCGUGAAGCUGCCAAGCACUUUGAGGGAACUCAUGACUUCCGAAACUUCUGCAAACUCGAUACAAGCAAGCAGAUUGAGAACUUUGAGCGGAUUAUCUAUCAUUCCGAUAUCCAACUUGUGAACCCAAAGACGAACCCUCUGGGAUACGUCGGCCAAUCUGGAUUCCAGAUCACGGAGGACUUUGAAGCAGAUGUGGACAUGCUGUCUUCGCAACAACCCGAACCUACUACUCCUCAGGUGUACUCUUUCAACUUGUACGGAUCUGCCUUCUUGUGGCACCAGGUCCGCCACAUGGUGGCCAUCCUUUUCUUGGUUGGUCAAGGACUCGAGUCUCCGUCCAUUGUUCCGGACCUGUUGGAUAUUACCAAGAACCCUUGCAAGCCAUCCUAUGAGAUGGCCUCCGAUGCGCCUCUGGUUCUGUGGGACACUAUCUUCCCAGACGAGAGCACUGGCAGCCGUGCGGACGCCCUGGACUGGGUUUAUGCCGGCGACCCACGCCUCAACAGAAGCCGCAGUGCCAAGGGCGAUAGCAAGUACGGCCUGAAUGGUGCUGUCGAGAGCCUGUGGACAGUCUGGAGACAACGCAAGAUGGACGAGAUUUUGGCUGGAGCACUGCUGGACUUGGUCGUCAGUCAAGGUGACCACAGCAUGGUGACAAAGAUGGACGGCAAGCAAGGGACUGGCAAGAAGCAGAGCAGGGGCGCUAAGAUCUGGUUGGGAGGAGACGAAGCUCGCACCGGAGGAAGAUAUGUCCCCGUUCUGCAGAAAGCGAAAACGGAGUCCGUGGAUGUCCGGAACGCGAAGUGGCUCGCGGCUAAGCAGCGCAAAGACGCCAUCAAGGCGGCUGCGGCGCAGAAAGACGAGGCUUAA